Letharia columbiana is the source of this 606-nucleotide messenger RNA. RefSeq lists its product as uncharacterized. The transcript has 3 exons. The record is from RefSeq and is a predicted model, not a curated record. Gene Ontology annotation, biological process: intracellular sphingolipid homeostasis; negative regulation of ceramide biosynthetic process; ceramide metabolic process. NCBI's taxonomy places the organism in Eukaryota, Fungi, Ascomycota, Lecanoromycetes, Lecanorales, Parmeliaceae. The coding region runs from base 1 to 606 and encodes 201 amino acids. Gene Ontology annotation, cellular component: endoplasmic reticulum membrane.
AUGCUAGCCUUCACGCCUAAUACCAAGCCUGCUCCUUCGCUGAGAUCGUCUGGUGGAAAAAAGAUGAAUGACGGGAAGAAAAGUAGGAGGAGGCGUUCUAGCAGUCUGAUAUAUCAGGAGCCACCCGAGUCUAUUGAGCAUAUGAGCGAUCAGUCGGCGUUGCCAAACGUAAAUGCAGAUUGGGUCAACGCAAAAGGAGCCUGGGCCAUCCACGUCAUAUGCAUCAUUGGUCUCAAGCUCCUCUUCGACGUCAUUCCAGGAGUCUCCCAAGAAACAUCAUGGACACUUGUCAAUAUCGUCUACAUGUUCAGCUCAUACUUGAUGUUUCACUACGUCCGAGGUGUCCCCUUUGAGUUCAAUGCUGGGGCCUACGACAACCUGAACAUGUGGGAGCAGAUCGACAAUGGGGAUCAAUACACUCCGGCAAAGAAAUUCCUUUUGAGUGUUCCCAUAGUUCUCUUCCUUUUGAGCACACACUACACACAUUACGACCUGACGUACUUUAUCAUCAAUUUCCUUGCCGUUCUAGGCGUUGUGAUACCCAAGCUGCCUUCUAGCCAUCGGAUGCGAGUGAAUCUGUUCUCGGGGGAUCCAGAAGAUCGUUAG